Didymodactylos carnosus is the source of this 1464-nucleotide messenger RNA. The record is from the annotation of a GenBank genome assembly. Lineage: Eukaryota; Metazoa; Rotifera; Eurotatoria; Philodinida; Philodinidae.
AUGGAUCCUGGAAACUAUUCGACUGAUGUUUCAGCCGGUGCUCAAUUUCGAUUUAAACUUCUUUUUGUCAUCUUCUUAUCGAAUGUCUUUGCUAUCCUAUUACAAUCACUUGCGUGCAAACUUGGUUCUGUUACGGGAAUGGAUUUGGCAAGAUGCUCUCGAGAAUACUUUCCAUUUUGGCUCAACAUCCUUUUGUACAUUGUUGCUGAAUUUGCGAUCAUUGCUACGGAUAUAGCUGAGGUCAUCGGUACUGCCAUUGCUCUUAACAUGUUAUUACAUAUCCCGUUAGUAGCCGGUGUCGCCUUGACAAGCAUUGAUGUUCUGAUUGUUCUGAUGGCUUAUCGGCCGGAAGGCAGCCUAAAAGGUAUGAGAUAUUUCGAAUGGUUCGUUGCCAUGCUCGUUUUGGGUGUUAUUGCAUGUUUUGUCGUUGAAUUGAUAAAAAUGCCACGGAUAUCAUUUACAGAAGUCAUGCAAGGAUUUCUUCCUAAUGGAACAAUUAUCAGCCAUGGCGGACUGUAUGCUGCACUUGGAAUUUUGGGUGCUACAGUUAUGCCACAUUCACUUUUUCUUGGCUCAGGCCUAGUUCAGGUUCGAAUGCGAGAUUAUGAUGAAAAAGCCGGCAACUUUAUUCGGCCAAGAAAAUCGAUUGAACAACCACGAUACACACAAACAUGGAAACAAAAGCUUAAGAGUGGAUUACAUCCAUCAACAUGGUUCUCUUCAAAAAGCUUAACAUCCACCAAUGCAUCUGAAGAACUGCAUCAACAGUACCGUCCGUCAAUAGCUGCCAUUAAAAGUACUCUAAAAUAUUCCGUUCUCGAAGUUACAAUCUCACUUUUUACAUUAGCAUUUUUUGUCAAUUCUGCUAUUUUGAUCGUUGCUGGUGCAACAUUGUCAAAUUCAUCUAAAGCAGCAGAGGCAGAUCUUUUUACUAUUAAGGACUUGCUAUCUGAAUAUCUGACAUCAGUAGCUGGUACACUGUUCGCUCUUGCACUUUUAUUUAGUGGUCAAUCAGCUGGAAUUGUUGCAACAAUGGCUGGACAAAUGGUUUCAGAAGGAUUUCUCAAAUGGAAGGUCGCACCUUGGUUGCGCCGUCUGAUUACACGGGGAAUUGCCAUAAUUCCGUCGAUUAUAGUUGCCGCUGCUGUCGGACGGCCUGGUCUUGGACGGGCGUUGAAUGCUAGUCAAGUUUCUCUGAGUAUUCUAUUACCAAUUGUUACCGCUCCGCUGAUCUAUAUUACUGGACGAAAAAAAUAUAUGCGUGUUCCUAUUUCUUCACGAAACAAUCAAACAGCAAUUGCAGUAAUAGAGACUGGUGCAGAAACAGAGGAAGCACCAGAAGAGAUUUUGUAUCAUUUUAUGGAAAAUGGAUGGUUACUUACUGGAGUCAGUUGGUUGGUUUGGCUGAUUAUUCUUGGAUUCAAUAUGUACUUGAUUGUUUUAUUGGCACAGGGAAAAGCUUAA